UCACUUUCAUUUCACAGUAGGAAAAAUGGCUGCUAAACGUAUCACUCUACCGGGGACGAACUUGAACGUCUCCAGAGUUUGUUUGGGGUGUUGGCAGUUUAAUGGGGGUAAAGAUACAGUGAACUGGGAUGCUCAGACCCCCGAGGAAUCCAGAGCAAUUGUGGACAAAUGUCUUGAGAUUGGCGUGAAUUUCUUUGACACAGCCGAGGGUUACGCUGGCUCAGAGGAAGUACUCGGUAUGUGUCUGGAGGGCCGCAGACAAGAUGCGGUCAUUGCCACCAAGUUUGGAUUCAGGGAGGGACCAAACACUCCUCCCUACUCCCCUCAGCAGAUCGAUGAAGCUGUUACCCGCAGCCUGAAUAAACUCAAGACCAACUAUGUAGAUCUCCUGCAGGUGCACUUUUCAAGUUUCUUGGAGAACAUGGAGGAGUCGGUGAAGGAGCUAGAGCGACAGGUGUCCCUGGGCCGCAUCAAGUACUACGGAGUGUCCAACUUUGGACCGGUCAACAUGAAGAACUUUGUGGAUGCAGGUGGAAAACCUGUAUCAAACCAGAUUGGUUACAACCUGCUGUGGCGGUCGGUGGAGCAUGAAGUGAUUCCGUCCAGUCAGAAGUACGGGGCCAGCAUCCUGGCUUACUCCCCCCUACAGCAAGGGUUGCUGACCGGGAAGUUCCUCAAGGUCGACGACGUUCCCAUGGGCAGGCGCCGGGGCAAGCUCUUCUCUCCUGAGAGCUGCCAUUUAGCAAGACAUGGACAAGAGGGGGCAGAGAAAGAAGUCUUUGAGGCUAUAGCUAAAAUGAAUGACAUUUGUAAGAAAGCCAAUGUUCCAAUGGCGAAGGCUGCAUUAUCAUGGGUACUGAACCAGCCCAAUGUACCGGUGGCCAUAGUAGGUGCUCGGACUCCGGAGCAGAUGGUGGAGAACUGCGAGAUAGUGGAUCUACCGCAGAGUGUCAUCAAAGAGCUCACGGAGGCCACAGAGUCUGUGAAGAAUAAGAUUGGUAAAUCCAUUGACCAGUGGGCCCACCCCGACCGCUGUGAAUGACCUCACCAUACGACCUCACCCCACUCAUCAGAUCAGCCACAAACUCACGACAGAUAAUUCAACAGUGAUUUUUUUUGUAAAUCUGUGAUCAAGUUGAUUUUGAGAUCACUGGAGUGCUACGCAUUCUGUUAUCUUCUGAGAAGAUAAUUUUAUCAGAAAUUCAUUUAAUAUUACAUAUAGUUUAAUAUUAAAAACCGGUAAUCGUACAAUAGACAAGCCUAAUGUGAUUAUUUUGAAUAAAUGUUGAUAUUUUUGA
Magallana angulata is the source of this 1298-nucleotide messenger RNA. Its product is annotated as 1-deoxyxylulose-5-phosphate synthase YajO-like. The transcript is spliced from 8 exons. The coding region runs from base 26 to 1042 and encodes 338 amino acids. The record is from RefSeq and is a predicted model, not a curated record. Gene Ontology annotation, molecular function: oxidoreductase activity. NCBI's taxonomy places the organism in Eukaryota, Metazoa, Mollusca, Bivalvia, Ostreida, Ostreidae.